CACCUCAGACUACUACUUGAUGAUUCACAUCUUCUGUGCUGAACAUGACUCGUGAGCUUGUGUUCUGCUCUGUCAUACCUCCGAAUAGCGAGUCUUGGGCCAACAUGGCCACACUAGGAAAGACACGCUAGAGUGGCGCAUGCAAGGCCAGGCGCUUUUUCCCUCCACGUCGGACAUCUCGGCGGCUGCUUCCGAACCACAAAGGUCCGAUGAAGAUGAGUGCACCCGCCAGCGUCGACGUCGACGUGCUCAUCAUCGGAGCAGGCAUCGCUGGCAUUGACGCUGCCUACCGCGUGCAGAGCGAGACGAAGCUGUCGUACGCCGUCGUCGAGGCCCGCAACGAGAUUGGAGGAACAUGGAGCCUGUUCAAGUUCAGCGGCGUCAGGUCAGACAUUGACAUGAUCCAGUACGGCUACAGCUUCCGACCCUGGACAAAGGACAAGUUAAUUGCAGAGGGCUGGGAGAUCCGUCAGUACAUCGAUGACGUGGCCACCGAGAAGGGCAUCAAGGACAACAUCAAAUUUCAACGCCGCGUCGAGUCUGCCUCGUGGUCAUCGGCGGAGAAGCGCUGGACGGUGACGCUCCGUCGCACCGACCCGUCUGGCGGCAAUCACGAACCGGAGUUGAUGACAUCCCGAUUCAUCUUCAGCUGCACGGGCUACUACGAUGAUCAGAAGGGCUACUACCCUCCCAUCAAGGGCGCACAACUCUUCAAGGGCCCGCUCGUCCGGCCGCAAUUCUGGCCCGACAAUCUUGACUACCGAGGAAAAAAGGUUGUCAUCAUUGGCAGCGGUGCCACAGCGGCCACGCUCCUUCCGAGCAUGUCGCGCGGCAAAGAUGGUGCGUCGAGCGUGACGCUGCUCCAGCGGUCUCCUUCCUACUACUUUGCUCUGCCCAGCGAGCGACCAAUCGUCAACGUCUUCCGACGCUGGGCACCCGCAUGGACAGACCAGCUCAUGAGAUGGUGGCUGUCGACUAUCGACUUUCUCUUCUUUCUCUGGUGCCUCAUGUUCCCAAAUGCUGCCCGCAGACUCAUCCGCUUUCUCACUGCGCGCCAGCUCCCUCCUCACAUUCCUCUCGACCCACACUUUGAUCCAAAGUACACGCCGUGGAAGGAGCGCCUGUGCAUGGUGGCCGAUGGCGACUUUUUCCAAACGCUGCGCUCGGGCAAGGGACAUAUUGCCACGGGCGUCAUCGACACCUUUACCCCAGACGGUAUCCAGCUCGUCGACGGCACCUUUCUCGAGGCCGACGUCGUGGUGCAAGCGACGGGCCUCGAGGUGCGCAUCUUGGGAGGCAUCGACUACAAGGUGGAUGGCGAGACGGUCGAGACGGGCAAGCGCUGGCUCUACCGUGGCACGAUGCUGUCCAACGUCCCCAAUCUGAUCAACAGCAAUGGGUACUUCUUCCAGGCAUGGACCCUGGGAGCCGACAUUUCAGCGAGGUCAUUCACCAAGCUCGUCAGACACAUGGAGAAGAAGGGCUACUCGUCGGCGACGCCAAUACCUCCAGAUGGCAUCGAGCAGAUCACGGAGCGCUUCGUCACGUCCGGCUACAUCGUCCGGGCCUCUGGCCGGUUCCCUAAGGUCUCGACAAAGAAGCCCUGGAAGGGGAGAAGUCACAUGCUGGCCGACUGGCUAGACUUGCACUUUGCCAAUGUAGAGGAGGACAUGCGCUUCGAGUGAUGGGGGUAAUGUCGCCCUGGCCCUCUCCGAGCUGGGUGCAGCUGUGCGUGCAUCCGCGGUUGAUUGCGAAACAAAUGCAAGAAUACAGUAGUAGUAGAAGUACUAAUAGAAGUAGUGGAAAGAGGCUUGCAGUAGUAGUAGUAGAGUACCUGAUUUUCCUUCUUUUUUUGUAUUUUUGUCCGUAAAGCGCAUGAUAAGUUCGGGUGGG
Molecule: messenger RNA, 1893 nt
Organism: Acaromyces ingoldii
Lineage: Eukaryota; Fungi; Basidiomycota; Exobasidiomycetes; Exobasidiales; Cryptobasidiaceae
Product: monooxygenase, flavin-binding family protein
Exons: 1
Coding region: 216-1685 (489 amino acids)
Source: RefSeq, a predicted model, not a curated record